Molecule: messenger RNA, 672 nt
Organism: Daucus carota subsp. sativus
Lineage: Eukaryota; Viridiplantae; Streptophyta; Magnoliopsida; Apiales; Apiaceae
Product: S-adenosylmethionine decarboxylase proenzyme
Exons: 2
Coding region: 1-672 (223 amino acids)
Biological process (GO): spermine biosynthetic process; spermidine biosynthetic process
Cellular component (GO): cytosol
Molecular function (GO): adenosylmethionine decarboxylase activity
Source: RefSeq, a predicted model, not a curated record
AUGAAGGAGAUGACUCCGUCAGAUUCUGAAGAAGAAGGACCCCACAUGAAGGAUCGCCUACUAGAGCAGCCGAAAUGGCAUGUGUACGCUUCUUGUGCUGCAUCCACACACACUCCUAACCCCGUGUAUACAAUGGAAAUGUUCAUGACUUCUUUGGACAGGGACAAGGCAUCUAUCCUCUAUAAAACUAGUUCAAGCUCUGCGACUCUAGUGACUGAGGACUCUGGCAUACGAAACAUUCUUCCAAACUCGAAGAUAUGUGGUUUUGAAUUUGACCCAUGUGGUUAUUUCAUGUAUGCAAUUGAAGGCCUUGUUGUCUCUACUAUUCACAUUACACCUGAACAUGGCUUUAGUUAUGCAAAAUUUAGAGCUGUUGGAUAUGAUCCAAACUCUGUUAGUCUUGACCGGCUUGUUGUCAGGGUCUUGAACUGUUUUGAACCCAAGGAGUUAUCAAUAGCUCUGCAGGCUAAUUUUGCAUCUAAACUACUUGAAAAGACCAGCUCUGUGGAUGUUAAGGGCUAUUGUUUGGAAGAGAGAACUUGUGAAUAUCUUGGAAUGGAUGGUUCAAUUGUUUACCAGAAGUUUGUUAAGAAUCAAAGCUGUGAAUCUCUUAGAUCAGUUCCGAAAAGCUGCUGGAAGGAGGAAGAGAAAGAGGAAAAGGAGUAUGAGUAA